GCCGGGCCCGGAAGCGGAAGCGGAGCCGGGGCGGCCCGGUGGGCGGGCCGGGGCCGGGGCCGGGGCCGGGGCCGGUAGCGGCACCGCCACGAUGAGCGAGCCCGAGCUGCUGCUGGACUCCAACAUCCGGCUGUGGGUGGUGCUGCCCAUCGUCUUCAUCACCUUCUUCGUGGGCAUGAUCCGGCACUACGUCUCCAUCCUCCUCCAGAGCGACAAGAGGCUGACGCAGGAGCAGGUGUCCGACAGCCAAGUCCUGAUUCGGAGCAGAGUCCUUCGGGAAAACGGAAAAUACAUUCCAAAACAGUCUUUCCUGACCCGGAAAUAUUAUUUUAAUAACCCAGAGGAUGGAUUUUUUAAGAAAACAAAAAGAAAGGUAGUGCCUCCUUCACCAAUGACAGAUCCUACCAUGUUGACAGAUAUGAUGAAAGGGAAUGUAACCAAUGUUCUGCCUAUGAUCCUCAUCGGUGGUUGGAUCAACAUGACGUUUUCGGGGUUUGUCACAACAAAGGUCCCGUUUCCUCUGACGCUGCGUUUUAAACCAAUGUUGCAGCAGGGAAUUGAACUGCUCACUUUAGAUGCGUCCUGGGUGAGCUCUGCUUCCUGGUACUUCUUGAAUGUGUUUGGACUCAGAAGCAUUUAUACUCUUAUCCUGGGCCAAGACAAUGCUGCAGAUCAGUCUAGGGUGAUGCAAGAACAAAUGACAGGGGCAGCAAUGGCCAUGCCAGCAGAUACUAACAAAGCAUUUAAGACAGAAUGGGAAGCUUUAGAACUGACUGAUCAUCAGUGGGCCUUAGAAGAUGUAGAAGAGGAGCUCAUGGCAAAAGACCUCCAUUUUGAAGGCAUGUUUAAGGAAGAACUUCAGACCUCCAUCUUCUGAAUUUGAGAAUAUGCUUUUGUCUCUUCUUGUAAAAAAGUAAUUUGAAAAGAAAUCUGUUCCUUAAAACUAUAUAAUGUAUUUUAGCAAGGCUGAGAAUAAAAGAAAAGCACCAUGUUCAGAA
Messenger RNA from Aquila chrysaetos chrysaetos, 998 nucleotides. RefSeq names its product ER membrane protein complex subunit 3 (gene EMC3). The transcript has 8 exons. Gene Ontology annotation, biological process: protein folding in endoplasmic reticulum. Bases 92 to 877 code for a protein of 261 amino acids. NCBI's taxonomy places the organism in Eukaryota, Metazoa, Chordata, Aves, Accipitriformes, Accipitridae. The record is from RefSeq and is a predicted model, not a curated record. Gene Ontology annotation, cellular component: EMC complex; membrane.